This is a messenger RNA of Astrephomene gubernaculifera, 2338 nucleotides long. The record is from the annotation of a GenBank genome assembly. NCBI's taxonomy places the organism in Eukaryota, Viridiplantae, Chlorophyta, Chlorophyceae, Chlamydomonadales, Astrephomenaceae.
UGUGCGUAUCCUGGCCUGAAGCCAUUCAACAGCAAUCGCUGUGCUGUACACUAUAGCGCUGUGAGUCUAGGUACGCGCAUACAAGAAAGAUCCCACGACUGCACCCUGGCCAAGCAGCUUGUGUCUCGAGCGGCCAACCGUCCAUCUGUCAGUUGGCCCAGCCUGGCAUCCAUAGUUCUUGACAAUAUCGACUGCACACUUCUGUCAACAUUGUGUUAUUUAGGUUUCUGCGUGUAACCCUGCGCAUUGCCCUACGCAGCGCGAUUUCGCUAUAGAAAUGCGCCGAGUACCCCAAGCUUCCCUUGCCAGUGCCAAGCGCAAAGAUUAACCAACAUAUGGUUAUGGCUAGUAAUUAUAAAAAUAUACAAUUGUAGAGUCAAAAGCCAAGGCGACUUGGGAUGAGGAUAGCAAAAUAGCCCUCAUCGGGAAACUCCCAAAGAGGGACCGUGCAUAAUACCUUCACUGCAACAAUUGGAUCUGCGUCAUCAUGGGGAACGUGCUUGCGCAGCCGGUGCGUGUGCCGGUGGACCCUCUUGCCGACUUGCCUGGCGUGGUGCUCAAGGACACCCUAGGCGGCGGCCGCUUCCUUAAAACGCUGCUGUGCCUCCACGACAGCGGCGGACUGGUGGUGGUCAAGGUGUACUUCAAGCGCCCCGACACAGCGGCCAGCGGGCUGGAGCCGUACAAGCAGCACCUAGCGGCCGUCAGGGCUGCUCUGUCCAGCGGCCCCUCCGCCUGCCAGCACGCCUGGCCCUGGCAGGCCUGGGUGGAGAGCCAGCACGUGGGCUACCUGGUACGACAGCACCUGGCGCAGAACCUGUACGACAGACUCUCCACGCGGCCCUUCAUGUCCAAGCUGGAAAAGCGCUGGGUGGCCUACCAGCUGCUGGUGGGCGCUGCGCAGGUGCACGGGCGCGGGGUGGUGCACGGCGACAUUAAGAGCGAGAACGUGCUGCUCACCAGCUGGGGCUGGGCGUGCCUCGCGGACUUUGCGAGCGGACUCAAACCCGUGGCGCUGCCGGCUGACAACCCGGCUGAGUACUCGUUCUUCUUCGACACGGGCGGCCGGCGCCGCGCCUACAUCGCACCCGAGCGCUUCUACACGCCGGGGUCACCCGGGGAGGCCCGCGCGGCGGCCGCGCUGAGCCCGCAGAUGGACAUUUUCUCGCUGGGCUGUGUCAUAGCGGAGGUGUUUUGCGACGGCAAGGCGCUGUUCGACCUCUCAGCGCUUCUGUCGUACAGACGCGGCGACGCGGCGGCGGAUCCGGCGGCCAAUGGCGCGCUGGCGGCGGUGGAUCCGGAUGUGCGGCGACUCGUACUGCACAUGAUUCAGCUGGAUCCAAACGCGCGCUGGUCCGCAGCCCAGUACCUCUCUGACUGGUCGGAGCCGCUCUUCCCGCCGUACUUCCCCGCGCUACACUCCUUCUUCGCCUCGCUACUGCCGUUGGAUGCAGACGCCCGCGUGGCCGCUACCGCAGCUGCGUUCCCGCGCCUGCGCAGGGAAAUACUAGCGGCGGCUGGGUCGGCAGCGACGCCAGGGGGAGCAGCGGCGGCGGCGGCUGGAGAUAAGGGUGUGGUGAUUGCGGUGGCCAGCGCAGGUACGGCAACGCUGGCGCAAGACGCAACCGCAACCGCAACCUCAUCAGCGGCGCCUCGUUCCUCGCCGCCGCCGGUGGGUCCCGGUGCAAGCGUUCCCGCGCAGCAGGCGCCCGCGGCGGCGGCGGCGGCGGCUGGCGGCGGCGGCGGCCCCAGUGCCGUACUGGGCGGUGCUGGCGGCAGCGGCGCGGCGGCGGGUCUGGUGAGCCUGCUUGAUGAGGUUGGGGCACUGCUGGCGGACAGCGGAGCCAUGGCGAGGCGGUUCAGGACCGCAGCGGACGGCGUUGGCGGCGGCGGCAUGCUUGACAGCCGCAGCGGCAGCGGUAGCGUGGGAGGCAGCGACGCCUUCCUGCUGGAUGGCGACGAAGAGCCCGACGACAGCGCCGCCGCCGCCGCCGCCGCCGCCGCUGGCGGCCGGCCGGGGGGCUCCGGAGCUGCAGCAAUGGCGGCCGUUGGCGGCGGCGGUGCCGCCGCCACCGGGCUGUCGGCGGGGGCAGCGGCGGCGGUUGGCGGCGAGGAGUGCGGGGAGCGUAGCAUGGGUGUCUCUGUGGGGCCGGCGGUGAUUGAGGAGGUGGUGCAGGAGGUGGUGUAUGAAUACCAGGUGCGGGAGCCCUGGGGCGCCUGGCAGGGUGCCUCCGCGGACGAUGACGAGGCGCUUGUGGGCGGCAUGAGCGUCAUCUCCUCCUCCCACCGCCACCCCCAGCAUGGCGGGCACAGCCACCAUCACCACCACCACCAUGCA